AUGGAUAUUUCUGAAGACAACAUUAUUGGAAAAAUAUCUCCACUAAUUGGUUUCAGUGGAGAAACCAAAUAUACUAUAGGAGAGAUCAAAUUGCCAGUAUAUGUGGAAGGACUGAACUCUAUGCAGAAAUUUUGUGUGGUGGAUGUUCUCCUAGGUUGCAAUAUAAUCCUAGGAAGACCAUGGAUUCACGAAAUGAGGGCGGUACCAUCGACAUACCACCAAUGUGUUAAGAUUCCAACACCUUGGAGAGUGGUUACUGUCAAAGAAGAACAAGAUGUCAAAGAAGUUAAUUUAAUACCAGAAGAUCCUAAUAUUAAAGUAUUGUUAGGGGCAAAAAUCUCAAAAGAAUUAGAAGUCAAAUUUACUGACUUUCUAAAGAAAAGAAUGAAGACUUUUGCUUGGAAACAAGAAGAUAUGAUAGGGAUAUCAAAGGAUGUGAUCACUCACAAGCUUGGAAUUGACAAAAGUUUCAAGCCUAUCCAACAGAAAAGAAGAAAGUUCACUCCUAAGAGAAAUGCCAUUAUUCAAGAAGACGUGGAAAGACUACUAAAAGCAAAGAUGAUCAAGGAAGUAAAAUUUCCUGAAUGGCUAGCCAACGUAGUUGUGAUGCAGAAAAAGAAUGGGAAAUGGAGAGUUUGUGUAGAUUUUACCGAUCUAAACAAAGCUUGCCCAAAAUCCAUUUCCUCUGCCUCACAUAGAUGCAAUGGUCGAUGCUACUUCUGGACAUGA
Messenger RNA from Erigeron canadensis, 729 nucleotides. RefSeq lists its product as uncharacterized. The record is from RefSeq and is a predicted model, not a curated record. The coding region runs from base 1 to 729 and encodes 242 amino acids. The transcript has 2 exons. NCBI's taxonomy places the organism in Eukaryota, Viridiplantae, Streptophyta, Magnoliopsida, Asterales, Asteraceae.